AUGACGACCACUCCCACUGCUCGUGAGCAUCUCCUGGUGGUGAGGAGGCGCAACCCCCACAUGCGCUACACUCUCAGCCCUGAAAACCUGCGCUCCCUCUCAGCCCAGGGCGGUGAUGGCAUUGGCCCUAGGGGUCACGGCGGGGAAAGGUCAGCUGGUGAACGGUCAGGGGUCGGAGGUCAUGGAGAGGGUCAUGGCGGCGGACUACAAAGGGCCAAUAGCGACACGGACCUGGUGACCUCGGAGAGCAGGUCAUCGCUGACUGCGUCGACAUACGAGUUCACGAUGGGGCGAGGCCAAAACCUGGUCAUCAACUGGGACAUCAAGGAGGAAGUGGACGCCACGGACUGGAUCGGACUCUACCACAUCGACGAGACGUGUCCUGCCAACGUGUGGGACUCUAAGAACCGCGGGGUGAACGGCACCCAGAGAGGACAGAUCGUCUGGAGGCUGGAGCCUGGACCUUACUUCAUGGAGCCUGAGACUAAGAUCUGCUUUAAGUACUAUCAUGGAGUGAGUGGAGGCCUGAGAGCAACAACCCCCUGCAUCACCGUCAACAACCCAGGACUUCCUGUUAGAGCCGAGGGUCAAGCUGAGGGCCAAUCAGUGACAGAGAACUGUCGGAAACUCGUCAGCUUCACUUUAUCAGAUAUCCGUGCGUUGGGUCUGAAGAAGGGGAUGUUCUUUAACCCUGACCCCUACCUGAAGAUGUCCAUCCACCCUGGGAAGAGGAGUGGCUUCCCCACCUUCACACACCACGGACAGGAGCGCCGCUCCGCCAUCAUAUCUAACACCACCAACCCUGUCUGGCCCGGGGAGAAGUACACGUUUGUGGCUCUGAUGACAGAUGUCUUGGAGAUCGAGGUGAAGGAUAAGUUUUCUAAAAGCCGACCAAUCAUCAAGCGCUUCCUGGGUCAACUGACCAUCCCAGUGCAGAGGCUGCUAGAGAGACCUAAUGCAGAGGACCAGCCGCUAAGCUAUAACCUGUGUCGUCGUCUGCCCACGGACCAUGUGAGCGGCCAGCUGCAGUUCAGAGUGGACAUGACCUCUGGACAUGACGGGCAUGACCUCUGGACCCCUGGACUCCCUGGACAUGGUUCCUACAUGACCUCCCAAGCUCAUGACCUGGACAUGGUCCACAGGGAUGGACAAGACGAUGACCUCUGGACAUGUGAGGACAUGACCCUGGGGCAAGACAGAUUGGCAAUCCCGGGCGGCCACACCCAUCGACAGGUGUCCCUCAACGACUACUUGGAUGCCAUCGAAGCUCCUAAGGGCCCAGGAGAACGGCCCCUGGGCGCGACGUCACCAAAGCUGAGGUCCAGUUUCCCGACGAACACACGACUCAGCGCCAUGCUGCAUAUAGACUCUGAUGAAGACGAGGAGGCAGGGCCGUCCAGGGACCAUCCACCACAUGACAGGAAGCCCUUGCUGCCACUGGCCAAUGGUGUUCAGGCUGGGGUUGGGAAGGGGGCUGCCUCUUCAGAACAGGGCCUGGGAAACAAGAGAAAGAGGGGACAGAGGCAAACAGGGGAGAGGUUGAGGGAGCACAGGGGACAAAAGCUGGGACAGGGGCUGGAGAUGGGGCUGGAUCUGGGGAUGGGUCUGGAGCUGGAGAUGGGGCUGGAUCUGGGGAUGGAGCUGGGGGGAUGGAAUGGGGAUGGAGCUGGAGAUGGGGCUGGAGCUUUAGAUGGAGCUGGAGGGGAUGGAGCUGGAGGGGAUGGAGCUGGAGAGGAUGGAGCUGUAGAUGGGGCUGGAGCUGGAGAUGGAUCCAUGGCUGGGGUUGGAGUUGCAGUUGAAGCGAGGACUGGAGCUGGAUCCAUGGCUGUGGCUGGAUCUCUAACUGUAGCCAGACCUGGGGUUGGAGCUGAGGCCAGACCUGUAUCGGUGGUUGGUCCUGGGGCUGGAGCUGGGGCUCCUCUAUCUCCAAUACCUGAGACAAAUACUGCAGUGCAGGGGGUGUCAGAGGACACUGUUGCAGCCAGAACUGAGACCAGCCAGCAACCAACGAUCUCAGGGGCCACAGCAGCCCAGGAGCCCCUCAGGAACUCACUGCCUGCUGUUCUGAAGACAUCCACGACUCAGAAGAGACGGAAGGAAGAGGAAAUGGCGCCCAAGGCCGAGGAGGAAGGGGCGGAGUCAUCCAGUGAAGGAGCAAGUGCCAUUGCAGCCCCCCCGACGACCAGUAGCGUUGCCGACCAGGGGGGCGGGGCCUCUGGCUCCGAUGUCACAGGAGCAAGGACCGCCAGCGCAGCAGCCAAUGAGGAAGAAGAGGGUGGGGAGAUCUGGCAGAGGAGGUCCAUGCAGGCGUCUGGAGGCGUGUCUCAGGAGGAGGGGGCGCGGUCUUCUGAGGCAAGCGGUCCAAUCGACUCUUCUCAGAGUGUCUCUGAGGAGGGCAGCGAGGCAGGAGGGGCCACAGGUCAAGUCAACGGUCACCAGUCCGUCCGCUCCCUGCCCUCUGUCCGUCACGACAUGGGUCGCUACCAGAGAGUAGAUGAGCCACUUCCUCCCAACUGGGAGGCCCGUAUAGACAGUCACAGUCGUGUGUUCUAUGUGGACCAUGUGAACCGCACCACCACCUGGCAGAGACCCACCGCGCCUCCAGCACCGCAGCUCCUCCAGAGGUCCAACAGCAUACAGCAGAUGGAACAGCUCAACCGCAGGUAUCAGAGUAUACGCAGGACGAUGACCAAUGAGAGAACAGCAGAGGAGCUGACAGCUCCGCCCGAGGUGCCCACCGACGACACUGACCACCACACUAUCCCAGAGUAUCGUCGUGAUGGUGUGGUGACUCCAGAUAGUUCUCGGUCUCGUCUCAGUCUGCUCCUCCAGUCUCCCAGCGCUAAGUUCCUGACCAGCCCUGACUUCUUCACCUUGCUGCAUUCCAACCCUAGUGCCUACCGCAUGUUUACAGGUAACACCUGCCUGAAACACAUGAUCAGUAAGGUGCGUCGGGACACGCAUCACUAUGAGCGCUACCAGCACAACAGAGACCUGGUGGUUUUCCUCAACAUGUUCUCCAACAAACAGCUGGAGCUGCCCCGUGGCUGGGAGCUAAAGCACGACCACACUGGCAAGCCUUUCUUUGUGGACCACAACUGCCGGGCCACUACGUUCAUCGACCCUCGGCUCCCUCUUCAGAGCAGCACACGUCCCAGCAGCCUCCUGGCCCACCGCCAGCACCUGACCAGACAACGCAGCCACAGCGCUGGUGAAGUCAGCCCACAACACAUGGUGGGUGACCACCCUCGUCAUUCUGGAGGAGGACCCCCUGUAAUGCCCCGCCCAUCCAGCACCUUCACCCCGGUCAGCCGCACCCAGUACCAAGAUGUAGUGCCAGUGGCUUACAACGACAAGAUUGUGGCGUUUCUACGACAACCCAAUAUCUUUGAGAUCCUGCAGGAGAGACAGACAGAGUUUAUCAGGAACCACUGGCUCAGGGAGAAGGUGCAGUUGAUCCGAAAUGAAGGGGCCUCUGGUCUUGCCAGGCUGUCUGGUGAUGCAGACCUGGUCAUCCUCCUCAGCCUGUUUGAGGAGGAAGUGAUGUCAUACGUUCCGCCUCACGCCUUACUGCACCCCAGCUACUGCCAGUCCCCACGAAGCUCCCCCGUGUCCUCGCCACAGAACUCACCUGGAACACAGCGAGCUAAUGCCCGUGCCCCUGCCCCCUACAAGCGAGACUUUGAAGCCAAACUGCGAAACUUCUACCGCAAACUGGAGACCAAGGGCUAUGGCCAGGGUCCAGGGAAGUUAAAGUUGAUCAUCCGUAGAAAUCAUCUCCUGGAGGAUGCCUUCAACCAGGUCAUGUGUUACUCCCGGAAAGACCUGCAGAGGAGCAAGCUCUAUGUCAGCUUCCUGGGAGAGGAGGGGUUGGACUACAGCGGCCCGUCCAGAGAGUUUUUCUUCCUGGUGUCCAGAGAGCUGUUCAACCCGUACUACGGCCUGUUUGAGUACUCUGCCAACGACACCUACACCGUUCAGAUCAGCCCCAUGUCUGCCUUCGUAGACAACCAUCACGAGUGGUGA
Molecule: messenger RNA, 4026 nt
Organism: Oncorhynchus gorbuscha (pink salmon)
Lineage: Eukaryota; Metazoa; Chordata; Actinopteri; Salmoniformes; Salmonidae
Product: E3 ubiquitin-protein ligase HECW2-like
Exons: 24
Coding region: 1-4026 (1341 amino acids)
Biological process (GO): regulation of dendrite morphogenesis
Molecular function (GO): protein binding; ubiquitin-protein transferase activity
Source: RefSeq, a predicted model, not a curated record